Molecule: messenger RNA, 5100 nt
Organism: Bombyx mori (domestic silkworm)
Lineage: Eukaryota; Metazoa; Arthropoda; Insecta; Lepidoptera; Bombycidae
Gene: MFS9
Product: sialin
Exons: 11
Coding region: 1574-3070 (498 amino acids)
Biological process (GO): transmembrane transport; monoatomic anion transport
Cellular component (GO): membrane
Molecular function (GO): transmembrane transporter activity
Source: RefSeq, a predicted model, not a curated record
UCAGUUUGAUAGGAAUGAGUGGCGUUAUUUUGUUUCGUUUGAUAUUUAAAAUGAAGUAAGAUAAACAGAAAUUUUGAUUUGUUUGUUUAAACAUUAUUUCUUUAUGUCGAAAAGAACAUAUUUAAGUGGUUCACAAAAAAAAUUAUAGCUCAAAAAGAAAUAACGGAAAAACUUCCAAAGCUCACUUCGUUUUUUACGGUUGAAGAAACAAAUAAACCGAGGGAUUAUUCAUCCUCAUCACCGCAAGAUACAAGUAACUCUGAAUGUCACCAGGAAAAAGAAGUUACGUGUGACGAAAAUGACAAACACACAUUAGAUGCUGAACCAUCGACUUUAAGCUACUGUGAAUUAAUAACUGCAAGCUUAGAAAAUGUAUCUGUGUCUACCCCGUGUGUACCCCGAUACUUACUGUGACGACAUUUUACCGGAAAAAGUCCGUGAUAUCUGGAUUCGAAAAGAGCCAGAGCUUUCCAAAAUAUAAAUAGUGACUCCGAAAGUUCUACAAGUUAUCCAGAUUCAAAUGGUAAAACUUGACUAAAAAUAUUUUUAUACGUAAAUUGACGAAUCAUGAGUCUUUAGAAAGAAAAUGGCUCCUUUAUUCACCAGUAAAGAAAUCUGUAUACUGUUAUUGCUGCCGUCUAUUUAGGUAAUACUACUACUGCUACUGUACAUAAUUUAAGUUCUCCUAAUGGAUAUAAAGAUUGGAAGCAUUUAAAUAACUUAUUGAUAGAGCAUGAGAACAGCUUACAGCACAGCUUCGAUCAUCAAUAGUAAUGGCUGGUGGGCUGUGAGCUCGUCCACACAUCUAAGCAAUAAAAAAAAAUUAACAAAUAACUGAUUAUAAUUUUAAAAACGUUUCAAUUGAACACUAUCAAAAUGAGUGAAAGUGAAACCGAAAAAAAUUCUCCUCGAAAAUGAAAAAAGAUGCAUUACAAUCAAAAAUAUUCUCAACUAUGGGAAAAAGAAGAAUAUUAGCGGCCUGUAAUUCUGUUUUAUCAUUGGAUUUCUAAUAAAAAUAUUUCAAAUAUGUCUUAUCCAAUCGAAAAGUAAAUUAAGGAUGCCAGAUUCUUAUUGGAAGGUCUCUAAAAGACUUGAAAAGUAUGGGUGGUAGAUCCACCAACUUUUCAUAGUAGGGUUUGUUGGAAACUACCAACUUGUAAAACCCUAUCUCCCACCUUGACGAAUUUCGAGUUGGCAACGCUGGCAUAUAUAGGCUGUGUUCCCUUUGCCUGCAAAAUAGUAAAAAAAAGAGUUGUUUCAGUUGUUUGUUUAGUUUCUUAAACAUGUGUGACAAUAGUAUUUUUUAUUUAUUCAUUUCUUUUUAUUUACGUACUGUUUAGUUAUUUAGCAUUAAAAGUCUAAUAUGAAUAAAGAAUAUAAAAUAUCACACACAGUAGUUUGAAGACAAACAUUCUGAAAUUUAACGAUAUUUAAAAAUAAGUAUUAGUGAAAUUAAUAUUAUAGGGUUUAGUGCUUAGUGCAUCAGUAGAACAUUGCUUAGUAAAAAUAAGAUUUGAUCCCUGUUCAUUAAAGUACAAAUUUAAAAUUAAAACUAUUUAACAAUUGUGAAAAUAUGAAAAAGUACGCACAUCGCAGCUACACAUAUACACCUCUUUUGGACGCAGAACAAACAAAAGACCAUGAGAUGACGUGGCGUUUCUGGCGACGGCGGCGUUUAGUGGUAGCGCUGUUGGCAUUCUUCGGGUUCUUCAACGUUUACGCUCUUCGCGUGAACCUCUCAGUGGCCGUCGUGGCCAUGACGGAACCGGUGGAAACGAAACUGGAAAACGGUACCAUUGCUAUGAUUCCAGAAUUCGACUGGAGCACGCAAACGAAAGGCCUCGUCCUAAGUUCGUUUUUCUACGGAUACCUAGUCACUCAGCUCCCUGGCGGCUGGCUCGCUGCUAAAAUAGGAGGUAACAGGGUGUUCGCUAUCGGCAUCGGGACCACGUCGCUGCUAACCCUGUUCACGCCUCCGCUCGCCCACACCAGCACGGCGCUACUCAUCGCCGUCAGAGUUAUCGAAGGAUUCUUCGAGGGCGUGACGUACCCGUGCAUCCACGCGGUGUGGGCGCGCUGGGCGCCGGGCGAGGAGCGCGCGCGGCUGGCCACGCUCGCCUUCAGCGGCAGCUACGCCGGCACCGUGGUGGCCAUGCCGCUGUGCUCGCUGCUGGCGCACUACACGGGCUGGCCCGGCAUCUUCUACGUCUUCGGUAUACUGGGAUUGAUUUGGACGACAGUGUGGUGGAUAGUUGUGAAGGAGUCCCCGGAGAAGGACCCAAGGAUUAGCGCCGCAGAACUCAAGUACAUACAGGAGACUCGAGGCACGACGCUGACUGAUGGAGCGAAGCACCCCUGGAAGGCGAUGCUGACGUCGGGUCCGGUGUGGGCCAUUGUGGUGGCGCACUUCAGCGAGAACUGGGGCUUCUAUACUUUACUCACGUUCUUGCCUACGUUCAUGAAAGAUGUGUACAAGUUCGAGACGUCGGCCACGGGCUGGCUGUCGGCCAUCCCGUACCUGGCGAUGGCGGCCACGCUGCAGGGCGCCGGACACCUGGCCGACUGCCUGCUGCGCCGCGGCCUGCUGUCCCGGACCAACAUACGGAAGCUGUUCAACUGCGGAGCCUUCCUGUCCCAGACCGUGUUCAUGAUAGCGGCGGCCUACUCCACGUCGGUGGUGGGCUGCGUCGUGUGCCUGACUAUAGCCGUCGGCCUGGGGGGCUUCGCGUGGUCCGGCUUCAGCGUGAACCACCUGGACAUCGCGCCGCCCCACGCCAGCGUGCUGAUGGGCGUCUCCAACACGUUCGCCACGCUGCCCGGGAUCGUGAGCCCGCCCCUCGCCGGGAGCAUCGUGCUCGACAAGACGGCGGAGCAAUGGCGCGUCGUGUUCUUCAUAUCGAGCGCGAUCUAUCUGUUCGGCGCCGUCGUGUACUACAUAUUCUGCUCGGCCGAGCUGCAGCCCUGGGUGCUGCACGACCAGUCCGACGCCAGCUUCGACACGGACGGCGCCUCCGUCACCACGGCCGGCGGAUACGACAACAGGGCCACGGACCACAACUCGGAAAUGUAAAAACUACUUUAACUGAUAAGCCAGAUAGAGAUUUGCCGUCUCGUUCACUCGAAACUUUCUGAACUACAUACAGCUUUAGUUAGACACGGGUAAUUUAUUGUAAACAGCUCGAAAUACAUUAUUAAGUAACAAUAAUCUGUGAAAUGGUGAUAAAUGGACGAGGUGAAGAUUCCAUCAACCGAGAGAGGGCGCGCGGUGCAAAUCUGCCCCCCCACAAAUGAACUCAAACCUAGCCUAUACUCUUAUCAGACAGGCUACGACAAAACUCAACCCGAGCUGCUUACAGUGACCCCGGUCGAGCAUAAAGGGAAUCGAUAGUUUUUAACACCACCUGUGACGUCAUACGGGGCUAAAACAAGCUACGGGGACCAUCGAGCAAUGACGGGUACCUGCUCCAUCACGGUGGCUCACGACGGCUAUAAACCUAUGAACUACACCAUAUUAUUAUUAUAAAGUCUAAAACGCAUAGACCAUAUUAUGACGUCAUGCAUUGUAUUAGGUAUCAAAAAAGCGUCAGAACAAUUAGAUAUUGUUCGGCGAUUUCAAACAAAAAUUGUCAACGGAUUAUCGAUUUAACGCAAUUAUAAUGCCGUAUAAAUAAUUCAUAGAAUAUUUUACGAUCGGCCUGUUUAUUAGAACGCUAAAUAAAUAAAUAAAAUUUAAAUCGUUUCAAGUAUUGUUUCAUGAUGCAUUUAGGUAAUAUGGAACAAUGUUGACGAGUUAUCACGAUUGACAUUCCGUAGAGCAUUGACAGUGUUAAUGGUCAUCACAAACUUCCUACUUUAAUACCUUAGCUAUGAAGCAACAGGGUAUUGUACUUUGUAAAUAAACAAUAGCGUAAUUAAAUAAAUGUGAUAUAUUAUUUAGAUGUAGGGAUGCUAUCUCCGUGCUUAAAGCGCCUUGCGUUUAGCACUAGCACGGUCCGCGAGCUUUUUAAUUUCUCAAUCGUGUAAAAGUUAACUAAAAUUUCUAUAGACUUAGAACAGCGCCCCUAGCGGUAAACGAAGGGAAUCUGAUCUAUCUCUGUAUACCAGCGGUCGGGGAACCGGGGUAAAUUACCCCAAAUGGGGUAAAAUGUAAUUUUGGGGGGUAAAAAUGAAACUUUUGUGGGUAAAAAAUAUAUAUUGAAGUGAAACUUCUUUAGAAUCGUUAAAUUUUUAGUUAUUGUUUUCUUUUCAAAAUUAUCAUGGGGGCUAUAUUAUGAAAAAUACUAAAAAGAAGCGCUUUCUUUUUUUUUUGUUCUUAGCCAUGGGGUAAUAUAACUUACACAAAAAUAUUUUGGGGUAAUAAUUAGAAAACUUCCCCGACCGCUGCUUUAUACAAAUUCGAGUUAACUUUUACGUGAUCGAGAAGUUAAACACACCGGUGACUCGGGUCGCUGACCCCGCCAAGUCUCACCGGACGCGCGACGCGAACGUAGGUACCACCAUUUGUACCAAUGUUCUAAUUGAAUAUGCAAUUUCGAAAAGGGCACAUGUCGCAUAUUUUGACAAAUACGUUUUUUCAUAUACAUGUAGUUUUGAGGCCCACCUACACCCAUUUUAUAAUAAUUCCAGUAAUUUUCAAUUGCUAAUUAACACUUAAAUAUAUCUCAAAAGUUAAUAGGUAUUUUAAAUUUUACACUGUUUUAGAAAACUAAUCAGUUUUUUUUUUCAUUUCCAGAACAUUUUACAUUUUCAGAGAUGUGCCCUUUUCGAAAUUGCAUAUUCAAUUGUUUCCGAAACAUCUCACAAGGGUAGAGAAAUUAAAUAGAAAUUUAAAUUUUGUUGAAUCUCACAUAAUUGAUUAAUCUGUUUUAAGUCUUAAAAAAACAGACAAAUUCCGUUUUAAGUUAUAUAAAAGGAACGUUGGUCCAACAAAAAAAAUUGUAUAAUUUUUGUUAGAAAUAUUUACAAUGUAUAUUAUAUAGAAAAUGUUUACAUUUCGCUUUGACUGCUUUUAAUUUGCCGUGUAGGUAUAAUACAAGUGAUAAAAGAAUGUAUGAGUUAUAAGAUUUUAUGUAUUCGAUUAAAGAUAUAUUUACACAGAAA